Molecule: messenger RNA, 5801 nt
Organism: Physella acuta
Lineage: Eukaryota; Metazoa; Mollusca; Gastropoda; Physidae
Product: sushi, von Willebrand factor type A, EGF and pentraxin domain-containing protein 1
Source: RefSeq, a predicted model, not a curated record
GUUUGAGCAGUCUGUUUCAUUGGUGAACAAAAAAUAAAAUGCCGCGGAGUGUGUCUAAGUUGUUGAAUUUUGAAUUGCUAUUAUUAUUGUCGGUAAUCUUUUUCUUGCCAAAAUGCAGUAUAGCAAGCGAAGUAGACAUAAAAGGACAACUCGCCCACCCAGAGAUUGCAUGCUCAGAAGAGACUAUUAUAAACAUGGAGUCAUGUACGCACAUAAAUAAAGAGAAAUUAGAAUAUGCACAGCAUGACGGAAAGUAUCUGCCAGAAGGAACAGUUUGUGAGAUUAAUGAUGACAAUGAUGGAUAUACAACAGCAAAAGUAGUCGAAUGCAUACACGGAAAAUGGAUGUCAAUUACAGAUUCUGAUCCCAAUAGCCAUCACAGACAAAAACGUGUAGUAGGGCUAAUUCUGUUUGGUGUACUCGUAAUUGGCGCUAUAUUAUGUUUUAUUUUUUGUCGUCGGAGAAGAGAACCGCCACCGAACAGAAUACCAACAAUAACAUGUCCAACUAUAGCUUCACCAUUGUAUACGCCGAAGAACAAAAUGUCCGUGUUGGUUUCGUGGAAAGAACCUGAAGCCAGAGAUCCAGAUGGGGAUAAAGUAAGUGUUGCUCAGACGCAAGGCCUGUCGUCUGGAACUUAUUUCCUGGAAGGUACUCAUAAGGUAACCUACAUUGCUAAAGACAAUAGAGGAGGGAUGGCUGAUUGCAGUUCAAUGUUUACCGUUAUAGUCAGGAGUUGUUCGAAUGAGUACACGAAUUUAAAAAACGGGAAAGUCUCAUGUCAGCCUCAACUGAACAACUAUAAGCCUAUAUUCGGAUCUGAGUGUGAAUAUAAAUGUGAUGAUGGAUACGAAAUUAGUGGAUCUUCGAAUGCUCAGUGUAAUGAAAAUCAACAAUGGUCUGUACAGAAACCCUUCUGCAGAGCUAUAGCAUGUGCUGCACCACCAACAGUAGAAAACGGUAAAUUUACCGGUUGUCUUGGAGGCUACCCAUAUAUGUCUAAAUGUAUCCUCACCUGCAAAACCGGUUACGUCGUUGAUAUAACAGACACCAUUAGAUGUCUUUCAAAUAGAUCAUGGACAGUACCUGGCAUAUGCAGAGAUAUUGCGCCUCCAGUACUGAAUUGUGGAGCGCAAAAGAUUGAAGUGUACGCUGGACCAAAACUUUCAAAUGUUCCAGUACAAUGGCCUCCAGUAACAGCGGUAGACAACUCUAACUUCAGUUAUCCAGUUGAAAGUGACAUACAAUCAGGGGCGUUCUUUGACAUUGGCGUCAUCACGGUCACGUUUACAGCUGAGGACAAGCAAAAAAACAUUGGGCGGUGUACAAAAACUAUUUCAGUCAUAGUCAAAAGAUGUCCACCCUACGAGCCCGAUGAAAAUGCUAAUGUUAGCUGUUCCCAUAGCAACGCCUACGGUUCCGUGUGUACUUCUGUGUGUAACGAUGGUUAUCUGUUGGUCGGAGCUGAUUCACAGACGUGUCAAGAAAACAAAACUUGGAGUGGAUCGAAACCAACGUGCAUAUCACGAGAUUGCGGAUCACCCCCUUAUGUUGCACACGGAAAUUACACGUGUCUUUCGGGAACGAAGUACAAAGACGUGUGUACCCUAAACUGUGACCCAGGCUUCCAGCCCGUAACACCAACGACAAUUUUGUGUACCAUUCUGGUAGAAUGGACACAAGGAGGAUACUGUAAAGAUACCCAGCCACCAACAUUUCCCAAUGGAUGUACUCACGACCUCGAAGUUAUUGCCUCUGCAGCUGGACAGCCCACAUAUGUUAGCUUUACACUGCCAGUAGCUGUUGACAAUUCAGGCGACGGUGUCAUAGUAAAGUCAGAGCCGGUGUCCCGAACUAUCUUCGCACCGGGGUCCACUAAAGUAACGGUCACUGCGACCGACACACUGGGUCUUCAAUCCAAAUGUUCAUUCUUUGUUGUAGUCAAGACUAUAUCAUGCGACGCCCCCAACAUUGAUACGUCAGGAAAAAAUCUGAUUAGGUAUAACUGCUCUGAUCAAUAUGUGUUUGGGUCUUCCUGCGACUUAUCUUGCAUGAAUGGAAACCCGAUAACUGGCCCCACCCAGAUCAGAUGCGAGAAAGUAGAUGGCAACAAUAGUGUACAAUGGAAAAUGGAAGGAAACUCCCGUCCAAUUUGCGACCCAAAGACCUGCAGUAAAUUAAGAGUCCCAAAUAAUGGUGCUCUUUCGUGUGAUUUGCUUGGUGGUGGCAGUGAAAUUUGCACUCUGAUGUGCAAUGAAAACUAUUCCUGGCCUUAUCAAGAUCCUUUUCAAUUUUCCUGUGUGAAGGGCAAUGGUACCUGGUCACCUGGAGAAGCAACACGGGAUUGUGUCGCUAGACGAAAAGUAGUCAAUGUAGAGACCGAUCUUGUAUUUUACUACUACACUGGAACGUGUUCUAGUGAUAGCGCUGACAUCAAGGGCAACUUUGUUGAAGCUGUUUCUAGCAGUAUAUUCAGAGAUCUGUGUUCAGAACACUUUCCAUGUACUGUGGACACGGUGUCAGUGUCAUGUGGCAUUAUUGCCCGUAGACGGAAGAGAGACACAAGCAGUUCCUCUACAGAAUAUAAGAUCACUGCAACCAUCAAUAUUGGUGAAUAUAAAUAUAAGGGUGACGCUGAAUCUACGUUCAAGUACUAUGACGACAUUGUGAUGGGCAUCAAUUACAAAGUUCAAGCUAAAGCUGAUGCAGGUCUCCUGAAUGUACCCAGUAUCGGCACUUUUGACAUGUUUGAAUAUGGUCAAGUAGGACUUAAAUGUGAACCAGGGACUAAAAUGGUGCAGAGAACAAUGGCAUGCGCUGGAUGUGGAACGGGCUACAUAUUCAACAACGAAACUGAAUCUUGCCAGGCGUGUCCUGUGGGGACAUAUCAGGACCAGGAAGUUGCUUUUUCAUGCACGCCUUGUCCUGUUGGUAAAACGACAAAGAACAAAGGCUCUACAGCUCUCAACCAAUGUCUUGAUUUAUGCACCGCUGGCUCUGUGUCACAGACUGGCAUUAAACCCUGUCAGCCAUGUCCUACCGGCACAUACCAGUCUGCUAUUGGUAUGACACUCUGCAACAAAUGUCCUUAUGGAACCUCGACGACAUUACCCGGACAAACGUCACAAGCCAACUGCAAGUUCUAUGAUGUUAAGCUAACAGAAAACAGCACAGGCCCAGUAAUCCAAAUCUUUGAUGCAGUACCAAAAAGAUUCUCAUUUAUGACCUGGAUAUCGGAUGUAACAAUUUCAUCACUAAACAUUGUAAAUAACAACACAGCGAAAUUCUCUCUAGACCAGUUUGUAGUCAACAUAGUUCCAGAAACUGUUGACUCUAACAGAACCCUAAGAAAAUGGAAUCAUGUGGCUCUGACAUACUCAAGCGGAAAUGGAACAGUGUACCUUAAUGGCCAGCAGAUCUAUUUUUCUACAGGCUUGAACUUCACAAAUCUAAACAAGAAGUCUCUGUACUUCAAAAAAUCUAAAGAUAUCCCCUAUAUUGUAACAAGCGGCAUACAGAUGACGACCACAUUUUACUCAGCCUCUCAAAUCAAAGAGUUUAGCCUCUCCUGUACCAAACAGGUCGACAAACAAGUCUUAGCUCCGGACCCUUUUGGCAUAACAUUGAUGACACCAAGCUCCUGCAGUGACAACAACUUUUGCUCUGAUCGACCUUGCGGCCAAAAUGGCGUCUGUGUAGUCGGUAGCCAAACGCUGACCUGCCUGUGUGACAGUCCUUGGUCAGGUGACAGGUGCCAGAAUGUCACAAAUUUCUGUGCUGACAACUUGUGUGCCAACGGGUCAUCUUGUAUCAGCAGGCCUGAGAAUAAAGCCUACACCUGUGCUUGUUCACCUGGGUUCUACGGAGUCUUGUGUAACAAGAAAAUAGUAACGCGUCAACUUACAAGCUGGGGUGCGUGGAGCUCCUGGUCGAAAUGUUCAUCUGCCUGUGGGUCAGGCGAGAGGACAAGAACCCGACAGUGUAACAGUCCCGGGACUGACGGGUGUCUAGGUGGUGGUACGGAAACAGAAGUGUGUAAGAGUGCAUGUCAAGACUGUCAGUGGAGUGAGUGGGUAACUUCUCCAUGUUCUGGGACCUGCGGAGACCAACAAGCUAUACGAACAAGAAACAUUUUACAGGAUUCAGUAGGCGAUGGUAUGCCUUGCAGAGGACUGGUUCAAACAGUUGUUCAAUGCAAUCUCACAGCAUGUCCAGUGAACGGUAACUUUGGCGCAUGGUCCGAAUGGUCACAGUGCAGCGCUACGUGUGGAGGGGGCACUUCCACCAGAAGACGGCUUUGUGACAAUCCUCCACCAAGUAACGGCGGGGAGCAGUGUGACAGUUCACUGGCUGUUGAGAAAAUCGUUUGUAAUGCUAAAACUUGUCCUGAAUGUAAAUUGCCAGAAUUGCGGACAUGGCACACAUCUUUGAACUGUUCAAAUUCUACAGAAGAUCAAAUGCUAAUCUGUAAUAUAGUCUGUGCUCCCGGCACUAUGGUUAUAGAUUUUGAGAACACCUUCACGUGUGGAGCAAUAACGAAUUACACCUGGUCUCAUCAGACUAUUGAUAAUCCUACUGGCUUACUUCCUGAUUGUACAGAAAUGAAAGUGCCUAUAGAAGUUGAGCCAACGCUUGUGACCACAUUUGCUGUGGAUUGCAAUAACAAAACACAAAAACAAGAAGUGCAAAACAUUAUAUCAGAAGAGUUUAGACUACACGGAUGUAUAGAGGAAAAUUCUUGCUACUUUGAUAUAGACUCAGCCGCAAACUGCAGCAGUAGCAGGCGGAGAUCCAUCGGAACGUUAACAGUAACUAUAAAUUUGUCAUUGACAAGAAGUGCUGAAAUUGACCCGACGAAAAAUUCCUCCCUUCCUGAAAAUUAUGCAGAGCAUGAAAUAGAAAAGCUGAUAAAUUUAGAAAAUCUUCUUAACCAAUUGGUAAACAAAACUGAAGAUGGGUUAAUAUUGUUUCUUGGUCCAAAUUAUCCGAGUGGAAAUGUGGAAUCUGUUCAAACCAAAAUCGUUUGUCAAAAAGGAUCUGGAUAUUACAAUGGAUUUUGUGUGGACUGCCCAGCAGGAUCUUAUUCAGAUGGUAAUGGUUCUUGUGUACUUUGUGACAAAGGGUAUUUCCAAGAGCAGCCUAAAAUGAGUCAAUGCAAUAAAUGCCCAGGAGACACCACAACAUCAAGCAAAGGAUCCUAUUCCAUGGACCAAUGCACAAAUGAACCGGUUACUUUUCAGGAUAUUUACCCAAACUUACUGCCCAGCAAUGAUCUAAAUACCAAGAAGGACAUUACUGUGAAUGUGAACGAUGAUCAUAUUGCUCUGAUAUCUGGUCUGACCGUUGGUAUUGUAGUAGGUGUCGUUAUAGUUGCAGUUGUAAUGUUCAUCCUAAUAAGAAAACAUAAACGAAAUCAAACAUCUUUUGGUGGAUUCAACAAAGGCCAAGCUAACUUGAGUUUAGAUGACCUACAAACCAACUAACUACAUUUUCUAUAACUCUCAUUACACGUGUAUGCGCUUGUGUAUACUUACUGCUUUAGUUUAUAUAGCAUUGGUAAAGGUUAUAUUUGUUUUACAUUUUUAAUGUGAAUACUGCUAUUAGAUUUUUUUAAAAUGUUAAAACCCAAUUAUUUUCACCGCUUAAAAACAAAUUUCAAAUAUUAAAUACUUGUAGUUUAUUGAAAGAUAUAUUUUUUCCUCCUUAAAAUUAAACCUUGAAUCUAAACAAACAUUUUUUAUUAUUCAUUUCUUUUAAGUAAAUAGAUGACUGUUUACUGAUUAAAAACAUAUUUUAUGUAA